Petromyzon marinus (sea lamprey) is the source of this 417-nucleotide messenger RNA. NCBI's taxonomy places the organism in Eukaryota, Metazoa, Chordata, Hyperoartia, Petromyzontiformes, Petromyzontidae. The record is from RefSeq and is a predicted model, not a curated record.
AUGGCCUGCAUGAAGAAGGUCCUGCUGGACCUCAUGUUGCGCACGGGGUACAACAUCGUCCGGGAGAACGGACAGAGGAGGUUCGGACCGCCGCCCGACUGGCGGGGGCCCCCUCCCGCCCGUGGCUGCGAGGUAUUUCUGGGGAGGGUCCCGCGCGACCUCUACGAGGACGAGCUGGUGCCCGUGCUGGAGACGGUGGGGAAGCUCUACCAGCUCCACCUCAUGAUGGAUUAUAGCGGAGAGAACCGCGGCUACGCGUUCGCUACCUACGCGACGCUCGCCCAAGCCACGGAUGCCGUCAAGAAACUCGACAAGGUAGAGAUCCGUCCCGGACGCCGCAUUGCAGUCUGCUUCAGCGUGGACAAUCGCCGCCUCUUCAUUGGGGGGCUGCCAAGGACAAGAAGCGAGCGGAGGUGA